AUGGGGGCAGCACCUUUGUCCCUGACAUUUCUCUGUCAGGGAUUCGCGUUUAGUAUUCCUCAGUCAAUCGCGCGAGCGCAGUCUCCAAAGCUCGCAGCUUCUCUCGAUGCCGCCCAGAAAAUAUCUCAAAAUCCGGUUGUCACCGUGAAAGAGUUCUCUCUGGACACAGUCAACUGUAUGGUUGAAUUCUUCAAGUCUGGUUGCUAUGAAGUUGACCGAAGGAACUUCCCAAGUGCGCUGCAAGCAGUUGGAGGUGCACCGGCGGCUCCGGAUCGUUUCAUGCGCGAUGAAUUAACCUGCCAUCUUCAAAUCUGUGCCAUUGGUACCCACUAUGGCGUUCCCAAGCUAUGCGAGCUUGCUAGGGACAACAUCCAGAAGGUAUUCGGAGGGAAAUGGUUCGAUUCGGCUUUCCUUUUCACUGUCGCCGUUGUUUUGAAGUCAAAGGACGAUAAGCUGCAAAGGUUGCUUGUUACUCUUGCGAGAGGGCACUUGCAUUCUCUCACCACUUCAAACGGCUUCGACCAUGCAACAAUGCUAAGAAGCUUCCAUCCCAAGUUCCGAGACCAAGAUGAUAUUCUUCAGCAAAGCGGAGAUCAACCCAAACCCACACCGGCUCCGACGACCCAGGACGAAAGCUCCACCAAGCUUGAGGCCCUCCGCAUCGAGGUCUCUUCCCUCAAACAACAAGUAACAGCAGUGUCCUAUGAGCGAGACGAACUCCGCGACCAGUUUUCGGCUGCUUCAGUCAAAAAGGAAGAACUCUGGCAGAUCGUCGCAACUCUUACCGCUGAGCGAGACCUGUUGCGGAAUGAGAUGUCAAAUGUUGCAGCCGAGAAUAAAGAAUUCCGAGAUAUUGCGGCGAAAGUGUCCACUGCAAGGUAUCAUGCUGAACAAGUCAUGAGUGAUGCAAAGAACAAGAAAUCGUCAGCGGAAGUAAAAGCAGAAGAAAACGAAAAAAUACUCGAGACACUUCAACGAGAGCUGAGAGUCACAAGAUCCGAGAGUGGCUUGCUCAAAGCCAGAUGGGAUAAGGAGAAGACAAAAUCGUCCAUUCUGACUCAAGAGAACGACGACCUGAAGAAGUCUCUCGAGCUUGAAAGACGUAGCAGGGUCAGCAUCACGGAAUUUGCACGAGACGAUAUUCGAAAUGCUCUCAAAGACGAGCAGAAGGUGACAACAGACUUGACCGCGAGACUUGCUCAAGCGUCGCAAGCCCUUGAGACAGAAAGGAAGCGCUCAGCAACUCUAGUGCAAGAACUCACUCAAGCCAAGAGAAACCUUGAAUCGGAAAGACAAAGCAAGACAGGCAUGUCCUUGAGCGAACGAGACAGAAUACACGAAACUAUUGGGUCCCAGAGAAGUGAAAUAUCGGCGCUCGUUAAAGAACGAGACGAGAUCAAGAGGGAACUAAAGAUGGCAAGAACUGAGAGGAACAAUGAGAGUGACAGAAAAUGGGAGAUCACCAACAAGAUGAAUGCGUUGAUCCAGGCAAUGGAUGAGUGGGAUGAGUGCCGUCAUUGCGGUGCCGAUUUUGGGACGUACGAUGGAAUACUCAUUCUUCGCCCUCACCCUCCACCAGUCAAUCUACAUCAUUGUCCCGACGCCAACAUGUCACCCAGCAACGGAAAGUACGUCGUCUUCGACAUCGUUGGGACCUGCGUCUCAUACGACAAGCUUACCGAAGCAGUCGAAAAGCAACUCGGUGAAAGACUGCUGGCCGAGAAUGUAAAGCCCAGUCUUCUUGUGAACCUCUGGAUCGAGGCUGGAGAGAGGGAAUAUACGUAUCUUUCAAUAACUAAUCGAUACGUCGCAUUCGAUAAGCUGUUCGCAUCCCUCUUUUAUCGCAUGCUCUGGCUCGCUGGUAUCCAAGAGCCACGCUCCUUCGCAAGUGGGGCUGAUAUCGAGAAGAUUACGCAUGGCUACAUGGAACUCGAGCCAAGACCUGAUCUCAAAGAAUGUUUUGAUAAGCUUCGAGCAGCGGGAUUCACGGUGCGUGGUCUGACAGCUGGAGACUUUGACAGAGUGCUUGGGUACUUUGAUAAGGCGGGCAUCGAGUUUCCAAAGGAGCACCUGAUUUCUUGCGACUCGUUUGGCGUGGGUAAGCCGGAUCUCAAGGCAUAUGCCUCGACCUUUGAGGAGUUGAAGGGAGCAAAGGAGCUUUGGUUCGCCGCGGCCCAUAUGUGGGAUGUAUCAGCUGCGAAGCUAGCAGGAUUCAAAGCUGCGUAUUGCUCUGUGUUAGAGAAAGAGCCUUGUGUGGAUAUCUUUGGGGAGAUGGAUGUCAUGUCGGAUACUCUGAGUGAGAUGGCAGAUAAGAUUAUUCAAGGUUCAUCUUAA
Fusarium oxysporum Fo47 is the source of this 2334-nucleotide messenger RNA. Its product is annotated as HAD-like domain-containing protein. Lineage: Eukaryota; Fungi; Ascomycota; Sordariomycetes; Hypocreales; Nectriaceae. Bases 1 to 2334 code for a protein of 777 amino acids. The record is from RefSeq and is a predicted model, not a curated record. The transcript has 6 exons.